AUGGUUGCCUACACAUACUUCCUCGGCCUCCUUGCCGCCUCGGUCGCCAUCGCCAGCCCCGUUCCCAACCCGAACGAAGAGUUCUCCCUCGAAGCUCGUGCCGGCCAGGUCUACAUCUGCAAAGCCGGCGCCAACAACGACGGCGUCCUCUACGGCGAAAUCAGCCAGGACAAGGCCAUCGGCUUCUUCCGCGAUGCAAAGACCAAGACCGGGACUGGGAGCGGAUACCCCAAGCCAUUCGGUAAUCAGGGCAACGUGAUGAAGUUUGCCAGCGGCUGCGGCAGUGACGUAUGGGAGCUGCCUGUUCUCAAGAGCGGCAAGCCGUACGAUUACAACGCGAAGAAGGGCAGCAGCAACAGCCCUGGGCCCAUGCGGGUGUACUACACCAAGGACCUUAAGUUCUGCGGUAUUGGAGGCAAGCUCAAGCCUGACGGCACCGGCAACCCUCACAACUGCGUCCUCAAGAAGUGA
This is a messenger RNA of Colletotrichum chrysophilum, 471 nucleotides long. RefSeq lists its product as uncharacterized. Bases 1 to 471 code for a protein of 156 amino acids. Gene Ontology annotation, molecular function: RNA binding; RNA nuclease activity. NCBI's taxonomy places the organism in Eukaryota, Fungi, Ascomycota, Sordariomycetes, Glomerellales, Glomerellaceae. The record is from RefSeq and is a predicted model, not a curated record. The transcript is spliced from 2 exons.